AUGUGCAUGGCGUCGGAGCUGUCCGCCCUCAGGUUGGAGUGUCGCGCCUUGCGGCAGGAGGCGGCUGACCGGGAGGCGGCCGAGGUCGAGUGCGCCGAGCUUGAAGAUGACAUGCUCAGUCUGAACGAUUCGCUCGCCGAAGUCACGAGUCAGAUUGUGGCUGAGGAGGCGAGGUCGGCCGAGGCGCUAGAGAUGCUGCGGGAGAAGGAGGCGGCGGCCGCCUCCUCGGCGAGGGCGCGCCGCACUCUCGAGACGUACCUGCGGCGGCAUGCGGCGCUGAGCAAGACACUGAGCAAGGCCGCCGAUCCCAACCUCAUCGCCGAGGAGGAGGAUGGGCUCGCCGACGAGCUGCAGCAGGUGGGAGAGAUGGAGCGGCGGGCGGCGCAGCUGGAGGUCGAGCUGCGAAAGCUCGAGCGGCAGGUGAGGCGGGAGGAGGCGCAGCGGGAGCGCGAGGGCGAGCGCGAGGAGCGGAGGAGGGAGCAGGCGAGCGGUAGCCAGGCGAGCUACAUCGUGCGGCUGAAGGAGCUCGAGCUAAAGACGGGGCGGGGAAAGGACGCAAGCCGCCAGCGCGCCGAGGAGCUGGGGCGAGAGUGGGCGCGGCUGGCGCGGCCGGCGCGGCACGGCUGGGUUGGCGCCGGCGCCGGCGGAGGCUCAGAGGCCAGGCUGCUUGCGGCGCGGCUAACCACCGCCGCCUGCGGCGGUGGCGGCUUCUCCGAUGCGGUGCUGGACCGGCUGCGCUACUGCGAUCGCAGGCACGCGCAGCUGCAACGGCGCGGCGACGAGCUCGCCGAGGCCGAGGCGCGGCUGAACGAGAGGCUGGAGGGCGUCAAGUCCAAGAUCCUGGCGGAGCGGGCCAAGAUGUCGAGGGCAUUUUGA
This is a messenger RNA of Emiliania huxleyi CCMP1516, 876 nucleotides long. RefSeq lists its product as hypothetical. The record is from RefSeq and is a predicted model, not a curated record. The transcript is spliced from 5 exons. The coding region runs from base 1 to 876 and encodes 291 amino acids. Lineage: Eukaryota; Haptophyta; Isochrysidales; Noelaerhabdaceae.